CUACAAGUCCCUCUCGUAGAUCCGCAGGAGCAAUUAAGUGCUCUUGUAUAUCAUGGCGCAAUUAAGUGCUCAUGACUUGUCUUUCAUCUUUGGCCUUCUUGGUAAUAUCGUGUCAUUCAUAGUGUUCUUAGCACCAGGGCCAACAUUUUACAAAAUAUAUAAAAGGAAAUCAUCAGAAGGGUUUCAAGCAAUACCAUAUUUGGUAGCACUAUUCAGUGCAGGGCUAUUGCUAUAUUAUGCUUAUCUGAAGAAGAAUGCCCACCUUAUCGUCAGCAUUAAUGGCAUUGGAUGUGUUAUUGAAUUGGUUUACAUCUCCUUAUUUCUCUUUUACGCACCAAGAAAGUCUCAGAUUUUGACGGGGUGGCUGAUGCUCUUGGUAGUGGGAGCCCUCGGAAUGGUGAUGAUAUUUUCUUGUUUGUUUGCAAAGGGCACAGAAAGGGUGAUCAUUGUGGGAUGGAUUUGUGCUGUUAUCAACGUUGCUGUCUUUGCUGCUCCUUUAAGCAUAAUGAGGCAAGUGAUAAGAACAAAGAGUGUGGAAUUCAUGCCCUUCACUUUAUCAUUGUUCCUAACUCUCUGCGCCACGAUGUGGUUUUUCUAUGGGUUUUUCAAAAAGGACUUUUACAUUGCAUUACCGAAUGUACUGGGCUUUCUAUUUGGAGUCGUUCAAAUGCUACUAUAUUUUGUUUACAAGGAUUCAAACAAAAAGGAUAUUAAGGAACUAUUGGAGCACGAAGAAGCUGCAAAAUCAACAGGUGUAGAAAUUAGUAUCAAGAUUGAAGGUAAUACCGAUAAGGCAUUGCACUCAGUGGAGAAGGCUUUUCCAUAUUGCGGAAAUCAAGAAAUGACUAAAGCCAAGAUUUUGAAGUAAGGAAGGGAACUUAACAUUGAACAUCAAGCAAGAAUUUAGAAAUUUAUAAUAUUUACCACUUACUAGUAUAUGCGCAGUGUGGAUCUACACUUUCCGCGAAUAAUCCUGCUUACUCAAAUUUAUGCAUAGGAAUGCUUUUCUCUCUUUUGUUUACUCCAAACUAGUGAAUUUUUUCGCAUUUUGUGCGAUUAUAAAAUAUAAAAAAGUUAUCAAAAUAAUUUUAUUGUAAAUUUAAAUAUGAAAAUUAAAUUUGCUAAUUAAAUAAGUAACAUAAAUGAUUGAAACGUCAUUUGUAAAGAUGCAUGAGAACUUUUUGGUUCUUAGAAAUUGAAUACUAUAUACAACAAUAAUUUAGC
This is a messenger RNA of Capsicum annuum, 1224 nucleotides long. RefSeq names its product bidirectional sugar transporter NEC1. Gene Ontology annotation, biological process: carbohydrate transport. The record is from RefSeq and is a predicted model, not a curated record. Gene Ontology annotation, molecular function: sugar transmembrane transporter activity. The transcript has 6 exons. Gene Ontology annotation, cellular component: membrane. NCBI's taxonomy places the organism in Eukaryota, Viridiplantae, Streptophyta, Magnoliopsida, Solanales, Solanaceae. The coding region runs from base 53 to 868 and encodes 271 amino acids.